Messenger RNA from Cucumis sativus (cucumber), 662 nucleotides. RefSeq names its product ribosome biogenesis protein BRX1 homolog 1-like. Gene Ontology annotation, biological process: rRNA processing; ribosomal large subunit assembly. The annotation marks the transcript as partial. Lineage: Eukaryota; Viridiplantae; Streptophyta; Magnoliopsida; Cucurbitales; Cucurbitaceae. Gene Ontology annotation, molecular function: rRNA binding. Gene Ontology annotation, cellular component: nucleolus. The transcript is spliced from 3 exons. The record is from RefSeq and is a predicted model, not a curated record.
UUUAUCCCAAUUUCAUUGGAUUGUUUCGCCGGUAAGAUCUUAUCCUCAUUUCCAAAAGAGAUGUCAUGGCUAGUGCCGAUUUCUUUGCAAUCUUUAAAAUUAUUUUCUUUGUUUUCAAGAAUUUGUGUAGGUUGGUGAUGAAACAUUUUGGUAGCUUACAAUGUGUUUGAUGAAAUGCCUCAAUGAAGCAUUUGGUUGAUUUUUGAUUGAUUUUUGUUCGUUCGAAUUAGGAAAUCAAGGCCAAAGGAGAUGUCAUGGCUAUGGGCUGAAGCUUUGAGAAAAAAAGAAUGAAAAAUGAAAUGUGAUAUUCUCAAAUGGCAAAGAAGAGGAAGCAUAGUGAGUCUUUGCCGACGGUAUCAGUUAAGAAGGACGAUGAUGCUCCGGAGAGACCUAAGCGGACACUCAUGGGCUGGAAAGACAAAAAAGUGACAAAAGAGAGUGAAGUUGGUUCUGAUCAUGCUGUUUUUCGAAAUAAAGAAAAGGUUCUCAUCACGUGUUCCCAUCGAAUCAAUUUUAGGUAUCGGCAUUUGAUGUUGAAUAUGGUAUCACUUUUGCCACAUUGUAAGAAGGAUAACAAGGUGGAGUCGAGGUCCAGCAAGGGCGCAACACUGAAUGAGCUGGUUGAGCUCAAAGGUUGUUCUUCCAGCCUAUUUUUCAAGGUU